Molecule: messenger RNA, 1174 nt
Organism: Pocillopora damicornis (cauliflower coral)
Lineage: Eukaryota; Metazoa; Cnidaria; Anthozoa; Scleractinia; Pocilloporidae
Source: RefSeq, a predicted model, not a curated record
UAUAAUCCGAUGUAGCAGAGUAUAGGAUAGCAAGUUUAUUACUCAACUUAUUCGCCUUUCGUUUGCAGCGACUGAGGUCGACUUCGACAACCAGUUGUGGUCUUGACAAUUCAUUACUCGUCCUCAGCCAACUGUUUUGAGAUCAAGGAACAGAAAGCAAGAGGAAAUAAGUCAUUAUUUUCAAGGUUUCAUUGGAACCAUGGCUACCAAGAACUGGAAGUUAUUACGCGAAGCGAUUUUGAAAAUGAACAAACAAAGAUACUUGUCUGUGAUGCAGGGUAUAAAUAAGUUCACUACCUCAACGAAUUCAAGAACACUUUAUCAUAACACGAACAAGGUUACUGAUACAGGAUUCCAGAAAAAGGAAAUUAAUAACCCCGGAGAGGGCUUGCAUAGGAAUGAACUCGCAAUUACAGGGAUGAUGUCAAUGGCAGAUUUUCCUUCUGCACACUCACAGAGAUCCAAAGACCUAGUUUCCACACAGACACAAAGUGGUUUGGAAUGUAGGCGAUGCUUGACGCAUUUGGCGCUUGGGACCACACGAGAAAAAACUCACAAUGAUUCUGAAGAUAACACGAAAACCAAAGAAUCACUUUGUGGACUUUUAUUCAACAGUUAUGUGCUCUGUCUCUUCGUUCUAGGUUCCUAUAUACCUAUGGAUUAAUUAGCUGGAAGAUGUGUAGAAGCCUGAUCGCAUUUUUGCUUGAGGGCGAUUUCAAGAUUAACAUCGGCAGCCAUUAGAAAUCACCCAAUAUAUAUAUAUAUAAUAUGUGUUUAAGCUAAACAUUAUUCCUCUAUGAGGAAUGACGUGGUUCUACAAUAUUUGGUCACGAGACACGUCCUAAAUCAAUGGCGCACAAGCAAAAAUAUUUGAUGCAAUUCAACUAUGGAUAUAGAAACUUCCAGAAAAUUGGAGUUCGUAGUUGUACUUGGGGAAUAUUGAUAAAAAAAACCUUUAAAAUCUUUCUUGAUUUUAGAAGUCCUGUUGGGUUUUGCUGUACAAAUAAGACUUGUAAAAAGAUUUUUAUCAGGCCAUUAUUCAGCAAUACGAAGUAACAGAAAGAAAAUAUCUGUAAAAAAUUAUGUUGUUUAUUGAGUAAUUUUCAAAAAAAGAAACGCGUAGAAUCUGAACGCUUCUUGAAUGUCUCUUCAAAUUAAAUUCAUCAGAGAAAUA